Molecule: messenger RNA, 2992 nt
Organism: Procambarus clarkii (red swamp crayfish)
Lineage: Eukaryota; Metazoa; Arthropoda; Malacostraca; Decapoda; Cambaridae
Product: all-trans-retinol 13,14-reductase
Source: RefSeq, a predicted model, not a curated record
GCAGGGAGUCUCUGGGUCGGUUGGAUGCUACGGGUCAUCGACUGCGACCCGGUCAGUCUUCAAGAAGCAGCGGCGGAGUGAGGUGUGUCGCUCCCGUGUAGAGUCAAGAUGGGAAUAAUCUCACUACCAUUAGUUGGGUUAGUGUCAUUGGUUUGUCUUGUCAUCAAGGCCAUAAUACACUUUACAACCAAAACCUCAGCACCCAACCCAUUUAAUGAAAACUCUUGCAAAGAAGUGAAGGCCAAGAUCACGGAUCAUAAGCAACGAGAUGCUGUCCUUAAACAGGGUUUCAGUCCAGAUAAAGUUCCUGAGAAUUUGGAUGCAAUUGUGAUAGGAAGUGGUAUCGGGGGCCUGUCUGUAGCUGCACUCCUGGCAAAGUCUGGCAAGAAAGUUUUAGUUCUUGAGCAACAUGAUCAGGCUGGUGGUUGCUGCCACACAUUUAUAGAGAAAGGUUACGAGUUUGAUGUAGGCAUUCAUUACAUUGGAGAGCUGACUUCCCAAACACUGAUGAAGACGUACAUUGAUCAAAUCACAAAUGGCCAACUAGAAUGGGCAACAAUGAGUGAUGACUAUGAUGUGGUGAUGUUUGCCGAGAAAGGUCAGGAGCCACGCAAAUAUCCAGUGGUCAGUGGGGAUGGCAAAUGGAAGGAAUAUCUGAAGAAAACAUUCCCAGCAGAAGCAAAAAAUAUUGACAAAUUCUUCAAGCUCGUGGAAGAUGUUCAGCCUAGUAGCUCAUAUGCAGUAAUGGUGAAGUUUAUCCCGCUGUGGGCUGUGUGGCUGUUAAAAGUUACAGGAUUUUUCAAGUAUUUCACUAAUUUCUACGAAUGGAAUGGCAAGACAUGCAAGGAAGUUGUAUGGGGACUGACGGACAAUCAGGAAUUGCGAGAUAUCUUCUGCUAUUCUUUUGGUGAUUACGGUACACCCCCCAGCAUGUCUGGAUUCCCAAUGCAGACAUUGCUCUUCUCACAUUUUUCACAAGGUAGCUCAUACCCUGUUGGAGGAGCAUCAGAAAUUGCUUUUAAUAUUAUUCCAGUGAUUGAGGCUGCAGGUGGCAAGGUUCUUGUCCGUGCUGAGGUAACCCAGAUUAUUAUUGAUGGAAAAGGUCGAGCAUGUGGAGUUGAAGUAAAGAAAGGAACAGAGCCAGUGAAUGUUGCAGCUCCUCUGAUCAUCUCUGAUGCAGGAGUAUACAACACAUUUGAGCGACUCCUCCCAUUGGAUAUUGCAUCGUCCUCCCGUCUCUGGCCACUAAUACAGACGUCAAAGCACGGUUGUGGUUACAUGUCUGUAUUUGUAGGACUCAAUUGUGAUGCAGAGGAACUUGAUAUUUUCCACAAGAAAAAUGCCUGGGUUUUUACUGGGAAUGACAUUGACAAGUUGACUGUGGAUUACUUGAAUCUAAGCCGAGAAGAAGGUCUUGAUGCUGAUAUUCCUCUUCUGUUCAUCUCCUUCCCAUCUACCAAAGAUCCUGAAUGGAAAAAGAAAUACCCUGGCAAGACAACUAUGGCUUUAGUUACAUUGAUGCCGUAUCACUGGCUGGAAGAGUGGGAAAAUGAACGUGUUAUGAAACGUGGCGAUGAAUAUGAUUCUUUGAAGAAAAUAUUUGGCCACAAAGCUGUUGAACAAGCAUCUAAUAUAUUUCCAUCAAUCAAGGAUCACAUUGAUUAUAUAAACAUUGGCACCCCAUUGUCCAACCGUUACUAUCUUGGAACACCACGUGGCGAGAUCUAUGGCUUGGACCACACUUCAGAAAGGUUCUCCAUUUGGAAUAAUGCAAUUCUUAGACCUCAAACUGAUGUUCCAGGAGUUUACUUAACAGGACAAGAUAUCUGUUCUUGUGGGUUUGCAGGAGCUCUCUGGGGAGGCCUUCUUUGUGCUACUUCCAUCUUGCAGCGCAAUGUGAGGAGUGAUCUAGAGCGGCUCCACCACACUGUACACAGUAUAGCUAAAACAAAGGCUAAGACUGAAUGAAAAUGUUUAGUUUUAUUACAGAAUUACUACAGUAAUGAGAAAUAGCUAGAGUUAGGAAAUAUAUCUUUACCCUUAGGUGGCCACUAAUGUUUAUAAGCAUUUUGCAGUAGUACUAGUGUGACAUUGCUAAUCAUGUUUAUAAAGGGUGAAGUAGUGUCAAUAAAUAAGAUUGAAUUCUUGUAACCAAUAAUUACAGAUGUUGAAUGUGUAUUAAACUAAAAAGCAGUAAAUACAGGAAGUCUUGUAUCUAAUUGAUUAAAUCAGUGUAAUUUGACUUGACAGUCAAAGGGAUAAUGAUUACUUAAGAAAUUAUAGUAAUAUUUUGCCAAACUGAAACUACUCAGUAGUAUGCAUUAGCUGUGAAUGGUACUACAUAUGAUGCAUUGAGAAAAUUUGAUUUCAUAUAUUUAAUGUAAUGUACAUAAUGGGUAAACAAUAUAUUAGCUUACUAGAUGUUAUUAACUUGAUUUUAAUCAGUUUUGAGAAAUUGUUGAUUAUUUCGGGUAACAAAUAAAUUUGUCGUUUAAUAAAUAUUUUUAUUUAGAUUUAACACGUAAAAUUAUAGCUUGCAAAUGUUAUUUUGAACUACAAGAAUUGAAUUGCAGGUGGAAUAUGUACUGAUAUAAUGUUGUGCAUUUGAAAGAUAAAUUGGCAGAUCCUAAAAAUUCUUGCACUAAAACAAAAACAGUAAUAAUGUUUUUAAGCUUUAGAAUACCAGCAAGAUCUUUGUAAAGGAUGGGUAAAAUAGUUACAAAUUCCCCUUAUGUGGUGUUGAUCUGACAUAUUUGCCAGUUGUGCUCAUACGCCAAUUUUUGUAUCAGCCAGCCAUAUGCUGUCAAGACUUUCAGAGUUAAACCCUGAUUUAUUAUGGGAUUGUAUUCUGCCCGAUAUCUGAUAAGUUAAACUGUGAGGGAAUUAGCUGAAACUGGUGGGAAACACUCAAGAGACUGAAAAGGAAAUGUGUAAAACCAUAAACGAACAGUUCCAAAGUGUGUUUGUGAGGAAUUAAAUUUUUUGUGGACUA